CUCUUCCUCUGCUCUCAGGCCGAGGCUAGGGGGAAGAAGAAACUUUUCUUUUGCUUUGACCAGGGCGUGUCCCCCCGAACGUCUCCGGCCCCUCCCAUUCUCCCCCCCCCCACACACACACCUUUCUCCCGCUCCCGCCCACGUCUCGGUCUGUCUCCGGUCUCCGUUUAUCUCUUAGUGUCUCUGUCUUGCUGUGUCUCCGUUUUUUGGUGUGUCUGUUUCUGCCUUGUCUCUGUGUCUCUGUGCUUCUGUUUCGCUCCUCUCCCUGGGUCUUUCUGUCUGCUGUGUCUGUCAUUAUCCCUGGGUUUGUCUUGUGUCUCCGUUUGUCUGUUAUCUCUCCUUGUUUUUGUCUCUGUAUUACUGUUUCUCUUUCUCCUUCCAUAUCUCUUGUCUUUCUGCAUUUCUCUCCCUUUGCCUUUGGCUUGCUGUGUCUCUAUUUGUGUGUGUGUGUGUGUGUGUGUGUGUGUGUGUGUGUGUGUGUUUCUCUUUCUGUCUCUGUCUAUAUCUCUGUGUCUCUCUCCUUGUUUCCCUCCCUACCCCCUGUCUUGUCAAGAUGAAGCUCCCGUCCAAUUUCCACUUGCUGCAACCUAGGAGGGCAUACGUGAUAUAGGGACCCAUUCUUCUCUGAAUUCCCCCCUCUAACCUACCUCCUAGCCCUUACCAUGUCCUGCCCAAUCAGCCAGUUCCCCUUAGGGACCAGGGCCAUGCUGGGCCAAAUGCUGUGGCUCUUGCUGGCUGUCUGGAUGCUGGCUCCAGUGCUGAGUGCUAGCCCACAGGUCCCAACAGACCCCUGCUAUGAUGAGGCAGGAGCCCCACAGCGCUGUAUACCAGAAUUUGUCAAUGCAGCCCUGGGGCGUGAGGUACAGGCUUCCAGCACAGACCCCAGGCAGACCCACCCUGCAGCCUUCCUGACAGAUGCAAGUGCAGCAGCUGACCGUACCUGCUGGCGCUCAGAAACACUGACUCGGACACCACUAAAUGUGACACUGACACUGCCCCUGGGCAAGGCCUUUGAAGUAGUCUAUGUGAGCCUACACUUCUGCUCAGCAAGGCCGGAUUCUGCUGCUGUCUUCAAAUCCCAGGACCACGGCCGAAGCUGGUCACCACUACGAUUCUUCUCCUCACAGUGUAACCGAGUAUACGGUAGGCCAAGCCGGGCUGUGGGACAGGCUCCUGCCCAGGCCUCUUUGGGCUCCAUAGUCCCUCGAGGCCCUGAAGCACUUUGUUCUGAGCCUCCACCAAGGACUGGUCCCCUCCUAGCCUUCAGCAUGCAGGAUGGCCUCCCACCUGGCCAGGACUUGGAUUCCAGUCCUGUACUACAGGACUGGGUCACAGCCACCGAUAUCCGUGUGGUGCUCACCCGGCCAGUGGGGCCAAGGGCUACAGAGGGUGGGGUUGUGGCACCAUAUGUUUACUCUGUGGGUGAACUCCAGGUGGGUGGGCGCUGCAAAUGCAAUGGACAUGCAUCUCGAUGUGUGGUAGACACCCAGGGCCGCCUGGUGUGUGACUGUAGGCAUGGCACUGAAGGCCCGGAUUGUGAGCGCUGCAAGCCUUUCUACUGCGACCGGCCCUGGCAGCGAGCCACAGCCCAUGAGGCACACGCCUGUCUGGCCUGUUCCUGUAAUGGUCAUGCUCGUCGCUGCCGCUUCAACAUGGAGUUGUACCGAUUGUCGGGGAGGCGUAGUGGGGGUGUUUGCCUCAACUGCCGGCAUAAUACAGCAGGGCGGCACUGCCAUUACUGUCGUGAGGGUUUUUACCGUGACCAAACCCGGGUCCUGAGCCACCGCCGUGCCUGCAAGGCCUGUGACUGUCACCCUGUUGGAGCUGCUGGCAAAACCUGCAAUCAGACGACUGGUCAGUGCCCAUGCAAGGAUGGAGUGACAGGCCUUACCUGCAAUCGCUGUGCUCCUGGCUUCCAGCAGAGUCGCUCACCUGUAGCACCAUGUGUCAAAAUUCCAGCUAUGGUACCCACAGGAGUGACCAGCACGGUGGCCCCUGAGGAUUGUGACUCUCAUUGCAAACCAGCCAGGGGGAGCUACAGGAUCAACCUGAAGAAAUAUUGUGGAAAAGACUAUGCGGUGCAGGUGGCAGUGGGCGCCGCUGAGGCCGUCGGUUCGUGGACGCGCUUCUCUGUGGCCGUGGUAUCCGUGUACAAGAGCCGUGAAGAGCGUGCGAGACGCGGGGAGAGCGUCCUAUGGGUUCCCGCUCGGGACCUGGCGUGUCGCUGUCCACGCGUGCACCCGGGGCACAGUUACUUGAUCCUGGGCGGGACAGCACCGGGAACCGGGGUAGGGGAGCGGGCGGGACUUACCGCCGGGCGGGGCAGUCUGGUUAUCCCCUGGCGGGAUGCUUGGGCUCGGAGGCUCCGGAAAUUACAGCGGCGGGAGCGGCAGGGACGCUGUGGAGGGGCCGCGUGACAGGGAAAGAAGGGAGGGCAUCAAAGCAGGGACACGGGUGGGGAGGGCCGCCGCUUGGGAACGUGUGUAAGUGAGCAGGAGCGUGUGUGAGGGCACUGAGUGGCCACCGAAUAGGAGAACUGGGCCGGAGAGGUCAUGAGGAUUCGGGGCCCUGAGAGAGUGGGCCAGCACCUUGGAGAGAGGGAGCCCUAGCCCGGAAACCCUGCUUGUAAAUACUGUAAAUACCUCGACCGCCGGCGGUCUUGGUCCCGCUGUGUGGUCCUUAUUGUAUCUGUCCUUGAGUCAUUGUACCGAGCUCUGUAUCAUUGUAUCAGUAGCUGUAUCACUUUAUGUAUAGCUGUAUUGCUGUAUCCAUUGCUGUACUGAUCCCUGUAUCGAUGUAUCCAUCGCCA
Messenger RNA from Vombatus ursinus (common wombat), 2809 nucleotides. RefSeq names its product netrin 3 (gene NTN3). The transcript is spliced from 6 exons. The coding region runs from base 663 to 2417 and encodes 584 amino acids. The record is from RefSeq and is a predicted model, not a curated record. Lineage: Eukaryota; Metazoa; Chordata; Mammalia; Diprotodontia; Vombatidae. Gene Ontology annotation, molecular function: protein binding.